This is a messenger RNA of Labeo rohita (rohu), 1547 nucleotides long. It is a transcript of the gene foxd7, whose product is annotated as forkhead box D7. The transcript has a single exon. The record is from RefSeq and is a predicted model, not a curated record. NCBI's taxonomy places the organism in Eukaryota, Metazoa, Chordata, Actinopteri, Cypriniformes, Cyprinidae. Bases 365 to 1288 code for a protein of 307 amino acids. Gene Ontology annotation, molecular function: DNA-binding transcription factor activity, RNA polymerase II-specific; RNA polymerase II cis-regulatory region sequence-specific DNA binding. Gene Ontology annotation, biological process: cell differentiation; regulation of transcription by RNA polymerase II; anatomical structure morphogenesis.
UCUGCGGGUAGAACCUGGUCGAGUUGCCCUGUUUUCAUUGGAGUGGAGCUUCUUCCUGAGAACUUCGUCAUGACAUCAUCGUCAUCCGAUUCCCGAACAGCUGCAGGAAUCCAGUUGCGUUGGAGUGGACGAUGGACAUUGCUGCAUACGCAGCUCUGCAGACCUCCUGCGCUCGAAUGGUGAGGAUUCCUGUGUGGCCAAAUUAAAUCGCGUGGUUUUAUCGCGUUUGUGUCUGUAUAAUCCAUCUUCCAGGGUGUUCUGAGGAACCAGGAACAGCCCUUUUUCAAGUGAAGGAGAAUUUAAGACUCUUGCGCGUUGCCAUCUGCUUGUUUAGAACCCGUUUCGCAUCUCCAACUUGUGGAUUAUGACCCUGGACACUGAUUUAAUGGAUGACCUCGUUGUCGACGUGGUUGGAGAAGGUGGCAAGGAGUCUGGAGACGAACAUCUUUCGACCUCGGCUCUUUCUGCAUCCGACCAGGUACAUAACAAGGGGGAUAAGGAGCACGUCCCAUCCUCCAUAUGUCCCUCAAGUUCGAGCAAAAGCACUUCGGUGAAACCGCCCUAUUCCUACAUCGCUUUGAUCACCAUGGCCAUCCUCCAGAGCCCAAAGAAGCGUCUCACGCUCAGCGAGAUAUGCGACUUCAUCAGCCACCGGUUCGCGUACUACCGAGAGAAGUUCCCAGCCUGGCAGAACUCCAUUCGACACAAUCUCUCCCUAAACGACUGCUUUGUGAAAAUGCCACGCGAGCCCGGUAAUCCCGGGAAAGGGAAUUACUGGACUCUGGAUCCAAAUUCAUCGGAUAUGUUCGAGAACGGAAGUUUCCUGAGGAGGAGGAAACGAUUUAAACGGCAGCACUUCAAAUUUGGCGUGUUCAAAGAUCAUGCGAUGCAGCCGAGUGGCUUUCCGAACCUCGGCUACGGCGCGUACGGGCUCAGUGCAUCCUGCGCUCAUUUACCGGGUCUGGAUAUCUACCCGUUUGGCUUCCAUCAACCCAUCGGUGUGCCACCUGUUGGGAGCAUUUUACCGGCUCUAUCCACGCUUUUUUCGAGAAACUCUGUCACAGCGAAGUCUUUCCCACAGUCCCAAACAGUGGCCAUCGAGCCUGUCACCCCUGGCCUCGCCUGCGCAAUGGCCCCGACCUCUCCAUACGCGUCCUCAGCACUGUUCAAUCCGGUGGGCUUCCCUCGGGUUCUCAAUUUUCAGUACGAGUACCAGAAGCUGCAAGAUGUGCACAGCCACGUGGAUUUGUCCACUAAACACAGACACCUGGCUAGCGUCAAUGACUAGCAGCGCGUAUUUGGACACGAAACUAUUUUUUCUCAGGAAUUAUUUCAUUUAUCCCGAGGUAUAAAAGUGUGUAGAGCAUCGCGUCGAAUGUUUGCGAACAUUUUAACGAACUUUUGACUUUAGUUUCUGUCAGGAAUUCAUCCAGUGAAGUGUUUCUGUUACAUGCUGAAAUUGUUUAUUGAUGCAUGUUGUUUCAUUGGAAUGAUUAAAUAUCGAACGAAUCGACUAUUUAAAUGACGAAUUUCCUUUUCGCGUUUUG